CCGUAGAACAGUGAAAAAAGAUACCAAAUGAGUCACUGCCACGACGAACACUGCGAUCACGAACACGAAGAUUUGCCCGAGGCAGGAGAACAAUUUCUUUUGUAUUCACGUAUCGAUCAUGAUAAUGUUCGCUGUUUGAACGAACAAGAACCGGAAAGUGGAAAAAAGGUUAUUCGACCCUGGAACGAACGCAUGGACAAUGCCAAGUUUUUGGAAAGCGAUGCCGACGAACAACUUAUUGUGUUUGUUCCAUUCACAGGCAACGUUAAACUUCGAUCCAUUUGUUUGCGAACCGAUCGUGGCGAUGCAGCGCCUUCCCAAUUAAAAGUAUUUAUCAACCGUGAGGAUGUCGACUUUGAUGUGGCUGAAACUUAUACACCGGUCCAAACGUGGGAACUGGUGCAGGGAUCGGAUGAUGUGAUUGAAUAUGGCACAAGAAUCACCAAAUUCACAAACGUACGAAAUAUCACGCUAUUUUUCCCAGAAAACUUUGGCGAGGAUACCAGCAUCAUUCGGUUUAUUGGGUUCAAAGGAGAAUGGACCGAGGUAAAACGAGAUCCCAUCAUCACAGUAUACGAGGCCAACGCCAACCCUGCCGAUCACAAAAUUCCGGGUGCAGAAAAUAAGAUGGAUCAUUCCAUUCAGUAGAAACAUAACUUUUUAAAUACAAUUUUCUUUUUCCACGACAGGAUCAGAGCAAAGCAAAUGGACCAAAUACUAGACAAAAUCAUUGAUCUAAAUUAUAUGAACCGUGGUACAUAUCAAC
Molecule: messenger RNA, 766 nt
Organism: Radiomyces spectabilis
Lineage: Eukaryota; Fungi; Mucoromycota; Mucoromycetes; Mucorales; Radiomycetaceae
Product: galactose-binding domain-like protein
Exons: 7
Coding region: 28-648 (206 amino acids)
Cellular component (GO): nucleus
Source: RefSeq, a predicted model, not a curated record